CUUUUGGAACUUGCUUAUAAAAUCAUUUUUUGUUAGCUGCAUUUUCAUGGAUAUUAAUGCUCUUUAACUGCAUGCUGUUGUAAUUCACCGGCAACAUUUGAGCAAUUUUGAGAACAAAUGAACCAAGGAUGAAGAAGCUAUUCUGUGGCUGGGACGAUGGACGCUUGUCCACAGCCUCAUCUUCUCCUCCUUGCACGAGAAUAAUUCCCGUUUCCCUUUUGGUUGGUGGUUGCAUCUGGAUGCGUAGAGGAGGAGGAGGAUGCUGAGGCCGAUGCUGGCGUGCUGCAAGCUCUACGUCUCCGAGGGCCGGAGCGCGGCGGCCCUCCGCGCCGUCGAGCAGGCGGCGCGCCGGCACCACCCCGCCGUCGCCCUCGUCAACACCUUUGUCGACGACUCCUACAACCGGGUGGGCUACACGCUCGUCUCCCGCCUCCCCGACCCUGUCGCGCCAGCCGCGCCGGCGACGUGGCCGCUGCACCGCGCCGUGUUCGGCAUGGUCGAGGCCGCGCUCGGCGCCAUCGACCUCGCUGCCCACGCCGGCGCGCACCCGCGGCUCGGCGCCGUCGACCACGUCUGCUUCCACCCCCUCGCCGGGGCCGCCCUCCGCGACGUCGCCUCGCUCGCCGCCGCCGUGGCCGCCGACAUCGGGGACGGCCUCCAAGUGCCGACGUACCUGUACGGCGCGGCGCACCGGGAGGGCCGGACGCUGGCGGCCAUCAGGAGGCAGCUCGGCUACUUCAGGCCCCAGAGCGACGCCGAGUGGCGCGGGCCGCUCCCCGUGACCGCCGACGCGACGGCCCUCGCCGUCGCGCCAGACGCCGGCCCGGACGCGGCGUCGGCGUCCAAGGGCGUGCUGGUGCUGGGGGCGACGGCGUGGGUGGACAACUACAACGUGCCGGUGCGCACCGCCGACGUGGAGGCCGUGCGGCGGGUCGCGCGCCGGGUCAGCGAGCGCGGCGGCGGGCUCCGGUCCGUGCAGGCGAUGGGGCUCGCGCACGGGGACGGCGGCGCCGAGGUCGCGUGCAACCUGCUCGACCCGGGGGCCGUGGGCGCCGAGGAGGUGCAGGGCAUGGUGGAGCGGCUCGCCGGGGAGGAAGGCCUCGCUGUCGGGGAGGGGUACUUCACGGAUUUCUCCCGGGAGAAGAUCGUCCAGCUCUACAUCGAGAAGUCAGCUCAGGCUGAAGCUUGAUUGAUUUCAUUCCCCCUUCCUUUUUUUUUAGCAGAGUGGCAUUAUGGAUUUCGCGUCUGUUGAAAUAUAAUUCUAUCCAAAUGUUAAUAA
Molecule: messenger RNA, 1279 nt
Organism: Hordeum vulgare subsp. vulgare (domesticated barley)
Lineage: Eukaryota; Viridiplantae; Streptophyta; Magnoliopsida; Poales; Poaceae
Product: formimidoyltransferase-cyclodeaminase
Exons: 2
Coding region: 260-1189 (309 amino acids)
Molecular function (GO): transferase activity; folic acid binding
Source: RefSeq, a predicted model, not a curated record